AAAAAAUGGCGGGAUGCAGCGCUCACCAAGGGCAAGACAGAGAAAUUGUACAAAUUCUCAAAGACGUUUCUUCUGUCACGGAGGUUGAAAAUAGGUAUCAGUGCAUUAAAAUUCAAGAUAUACAGCAAGGAAUAGAUUUUUCUGCAUGCUUUGUCAAAGGUGUAUUAACUGCUGUCAAACCAAGUUUUCGAACAUCAAGAGGUUGGAUAAUGAAAGUGUCUAUCAAAGAUGUUGAUGUUCACAACCAUUCAGGCUCCUCUAAUGAUUCCAAUCUGCAAGAUGUUAUCUCAAUUUUCUUGAAAGGAAACUUUGUUGAGAAGUGCAAGAUAGUAAAAGAAGGGGAUAUCCUUAUGAUAACAGGAGCACAUGUUGAAAAGUCAUCCAGAGAUGGACAUCAGUUUAAUAUUAUUGCAGAUGAAAGCAAUGAAGCUCUCAAAAUGUGGAUAAUGCAAGAUCCAGAAAAAAUAAAUAAUUCUAGAACAAUUGCCAGUGUUGGUGAAUCAGUUGUGCAGAAACCUUUACCUGUAGAAUAUGAGACUACAGCACAUAGUACAGGCAAAGUUGGUAUCACUGAACCACCAAGCAAAAGAAGCAAAGUCAUCUUAGAACCUAAAGCUAUGGUUUACACAAAGCUAGCAGACUUAAAAGCCAACACCAUUGUUAAUGUGUACGGUGUGGUGAAGUUUUUCAAGAGUCCCUUCAAGACCAGAGGAUCUGAUAUUGUGUGUACCUUGAGCCUUACUGACCCUUCACUCGAUUCACUGGAAAAAGGUUUUAAGUUGGUGCUCUUUUCCAAGUCGAAAGAAAUGUUGCCACUGGUUAAGUCAGUAGGAGACAUUAUACGCUUCCAUCACAUUGCUGUUGGAGUGUUUAAAGGAGAGUUGCAAGGGAAAUUGCUGCCACAAUCCUCCUGGCAUGUGUUUGAGAUAGAUAGCUUGGAUACAUCCCAGCCUAGAGUAUCUUCCUCCAAGUCAUACAAUAUGACAGACCACGAAAAAGAUAUCAUUGAAGAGUUAAAAUUGUGGGCUUCACAAAAGGAAUCUCUCAACAAAAAAUUUGCCAUUACUAACUUAAAAGAUCUAAGUAUAAGCCAAACAUUUAUAAACCUGCAUUGCCAAGUUGUGUCAAAAUGUUACACCAUGUCAAGCAAUGGCAUUGUACUGACAUUAUGGGAUGGAUCACUUCCUGCCUGUCAGUCAAUUCAGGUUGAACCAAUUGAUGAACAGGGGCAGCUAACCUCUGAUGAGCUUGUGAAAAAGUCUGCUAACAGAUGUGUGGAGGUGUUUCUUUAUGACGACCACAUGGAGGGUGAUGUGAAAAAUGUCUGUCCUGGUGACUUUGUUUGUAUUAGAAAUGUUCAUCUUAAGGAAGAGAAUAACAAUUCCAGUUUGAGAGCAGAUGAACCUAAGUCAGUGCAAUCACGUCCUCAAGUAAGCCUGAUAGUUCACAGAGGUACAAUAUGCGGGCGAGGUGUAGAACUCCUGUCACCAAGUGAUCCUGUGGUUUCUUUAAGCACAACAGUGAAGUUAAUCUCAGAAGCAGAACCUUUGGUGUGGCAACAAGAAGUACAGUCCCAUGUAAUGGAGAGUAAAGGCAUGGAUACUGAUAACAGAUCUUCAACAGCUGGUGUUAUACCGGGAGAGAGUUGCAAUGCUGUAGAUGAAGGCCAUCAAAACCAUGUGGUCACAAAAGAAGUCAACCGUGCUCUUCAAACAUCAUGCACCAUAACUGAACAUCCCUGCAUUCCUUUCACUUCUUUAAAGGACAUCAAGGCAUGUUCUACCGUACCUUACAAGUUCCGCUGCAGGGUUAAAGCAGUAGUGUAUUUGCCAUCUGAUGUGAAGAAAUUCAUACAAAGAUCAUGUCAGUCUUGCAAAUACUUACUUGCAAAGAGUUCUUGGAGUGCGGUAGAUUUAUCUGCCCCUGUGUUGUGCCCCCAGUGUCACCAAGAGACAAGCAUUGUGUAUUUGUUUUCCUUUGUUCUCGAGGAUGAAUCUGGCCUUCUUCAUGCAAUGGUCUUCGACAAGGAUGUCGUUAGCUUCUUUCCUGAACUUCCAUCACCUGAAGAUUUCUUAGGCCAACCUGAUCUUCAGGAAACUGUAUGCGAGUGGAUGAUAUCUAUGACACAGAAUCCAGAGAAUUCCAUUGAAUUUGUUAACCAAGAUCCAGGGGGCAACAAGAGGCCAUGGCUAGAACUUUGUAUUUUGUCAUAUUUCCCUAAUGCAAACCAAGAUUGUGGAAAGGUGUUGUACAGAGUGUUUGAUUCCACAUUUGUCACUGACAAUGUUUGAAUUAAAUGAAGUUGUUUGAAUUAAAAUAAUGUGCAAUUUUGGCUCCCACAAUAUAGCAGUUUCUUGUAAAACUUUUUUUGUUACAUACAGUCGAACCUCGAUUAUCCGUACC
Messenger RNA from Orbicella faveolata, 2403 nucleotides. RefSeq names its product protection of telomeres protein 1-like. Lineage: Eukaryota; Metazoa; Cnidaria; Anthozoa; Scleractinia; Merulinidae. The record is from RefSeq and is a predicted model, not a curated record. Gene Ontology annotation, cellular component: nuclear telomere cap complex; chromosome, telomeric region. Gene Ontology annotation, biological process: telomere capping; regulation of telomere maintenance via telomerase. Gene Ontology annotation, molecular function: G-rich strand telomeric DNA binding; telomerase inhibitor activity.